Molecule: messenger RNA, 352 nt
Organism: Thalassophryne amazonica
Lineage: Eukaryota; Metazoa; Chordata; Actinopteri; Batrachoidiformes; Batrachoididae
Gene: tal2
Product: T-cell acute lymphocytic leukemia 2
Exons: 1
Coding region: 5-343 (112 amino acids)
Biological process (GO): regulation of transcription by RNA polymerase II
Molecular function (GO): DNA-binding transcription factor activity, RNA polymerase II-specific; RNA polymerase II cis-regulatory region sequence-specific DNA binding; protein dimerization activity
Source: RefSeq, a predicted model, not a curated record
CAGAAUGACCAGGAAGGUGUUCACCAACACGAGGGAGCGUUGGCGCCAGCACAACGUCAACACCGCCUUUGCCGAACUCCGCAAGCUCAUCCCCACUCAUCCGCCGGAGAAGAAGCUGAGUAAGAACGAGAUCCUGCGACUGGCCAUGCGAUAUAUUAAUUUCUUAGUUCAGGUUCUGGAGAGCCAGAGCGGGCAGCCGAGCAGCCACUCACCCACGGCUCUGCUCACCUUCCUCAGAGGCAACAUGGAGCGCCUGCACUCCCCCCCGCACCCGUGGGCCCUGACCAGUGACACGGAGGCUCCUUCUCCUGGAUCCAGCUGUGACAGCUCCGAGGCCUGGUAGAGCUGGAGA